Papaver somniferum (opium poppy) is the source of this 1574-nucleotide messenger RNA. RefSeq lists its product as uncharacterized. The coding region runs from base 242 to 1537 and encodes 431 amino acids. The record is from RefSeq and is a predicted model, not a curated record. The transcript has 2 exons. Lineage: Eukaryota; Viridiplantae; Streptophyta; Magnoliopsida; Ranunculales; Papaveraceae.
GGAAGGUCGGCCUCUGGAGCCGAAACGGAGAGAAGCCAACGAACAGAAGCAGAAGAGGAGGCCACUGCCGUUGUUACUGUGAAAUUCCGUGAAGGCUUGGAGCAGAAAACAAAGGGAAAGGAGAAGAGGUACCUUAGUCUGAAGAGCGGCGAUUGGAGUCAACAACAGGCCUAAAGUAAGUACUUGAUAUUCUCACAAAGCUUUUGCAAGGUGAGUUAUUGGGAAAAUUUUACUUUGUAUAAUGUUUUCCAGUGAGUUGACUUCUUUUAUAGCUUUUUGGAAUCUUACUAAAAGAGUUGAGACAGAGGAGUCAUUUGAUAUUUCACCUAAGGAGUAUGCAUAUGCACCUUCUCAUUAUCAAGAACCUUCCGAGUGUGUAAAUAAUGAUUGGAAUUAUUCUCAUAGGUAUGAUCAUUCCGGACCUUAUGAAGGUUAUGAUCAUUACCAACCUUACCCUGGUUAUGAGCCACAAUUUGUUGAUUCCAAUUAUUAUUCACACAUUUCUCCGUCACAGUAUGAGAGAGAUGAUCAAUCAUAUUGUGACCCAUCUGCAUCACAACUAUCUUUGCUAGAACGCCUCAAUAUUGACAUUGUUGAACAGACCAAAGUAAAUGAGUUAUUUUUUGCUGAGCUGAGUAAAACCCAAGCUUAUAUUGCUGAACUUGCUGAACAAACUGAUUUAUUGAUUGCUCAACUAACGCAGUCGGUAGAAGAUCGUGGUCUUACUGAGGAUAAAAGUUAUAAAUUUUCUUAUACUCUUGAUAUUUAUGAUGAAACCGCUUUAACUAAUGAAUCAAUAUGUAUGGAGAAUGAUGAUGAACUUGAUAGUUGUGAUCAUAGGAAUAGAGACAUUGUUAUACCAAGUGAAGGUGGUGUAUUUAGUCCAACUCCUGAUCGUGUUAAUGAUCACUCACCUAUUCAAAAGGAUGAGUUUAGGAUUGAGGACACCAUUCUUUUAGACAGUGUGACAUAUCAGUGCUACAACAAUGAUGUUUAUGAAGAAUGUGUUAAUUCAGAGGAAACGGUAGUUAAGUCUAACGACUUAGAGACAUUACACUUUAUCUAUAAGGUUACUUCUAAUCAUCUUUAUUGUGAUAUUCCUAUUGAUUCAUUGGUUGAUGAUGAUUAUGAUGAUGAUUUAGUACAGUGUCACAAACCCAAUGGAGAAGUUAAUAUACCUAGAAUUGUUAGCACAACUUUUCAGAAGAUUCUUGAUUUUGGAUUAGAAUUGCGUGCUUCUCCAGUAUUACUAGAUUAUUUUUCAUCUCGUGAUUUCUCUUUGCCUGUGCAUGACUCCCAGAUUGUUUCAGUUCCCAUCCCUAGCGAACCCUUUGACUCGGUUAUUUUUGAUCAAAAUGAUACAUCCUUUGCAAAAACCAGGUUUGGGGGUGACUCUUUCCUUUUGAUAGUAUCUAUAUCUUUACGUCGCUACAACAAGGAUUUGAGGUUGUCAUUGGUUGUAUAUAUUUUAUUUUGGGUUGAUCCCCAAAUUUUCAGGUUAUUAGUUUAUGGGGAUCCUUUAUUUAUAUUCCAGUAGGUAAUUCUAUUUUCUUAUUUUAUUUUUAUUUGUUUAU